GACAAAGUCAUAAGAUUGUCCUGAUAAAAUCUAGACUUUCUGGCAAUGUUUUCAUCUCAAACUCACUGGGAAAUACCACAAAAUAAUUUUAGAAAUCCAUCACUUGGACCAAAUAAUACGAUUUACGGGCCUAGUCGCGGUUUGCGACCUGUUAAAAGUAGAAAAAUGGAUGAAAGCGAAAAGAAGAAAGCACCGACCGUACCACCAAGACCACCAAAUCCAAGAGAUAGUCGAAAUGCUUAUUCAAAUUAUGGCUAUGGAGGUAAUUAUGGCGCUUUUAACUCUGGCUACGUCAAUCCAUAUUCUGGUAUGUAUGGCAAUGGAUAUGCGGGAUUUAAUGGAUACGGAGGGUAUAACUCGUACAAUAGUAUGUAUGGAGGGGGAUAUGGUUCUGACAGAUAUGGUUACAGUAAUAAUUCUUCAAAUUCAUUUGUUGAACAAGCUGAACAAAAUUCGCAAAUAGCAUUUGACUCUGUACAUUCAAUUGUUCGAGCGUUUGGCUCAAUAGCUAUGAUGUUAGAAUCUACAUUUUUUGCUGUGCAUAGCUCAUUUCGUGCCGUACUUGGAGUGGCAGACCAUUUUACCCGAUUACGAGAAAAUCUUGUUCAAAUUGUUGGCGAAAACUUUGUUAUAAAGUGGGUACGGAACAUUUUUCGAAAGAUCAUGGUUCUGAUUGGCCUACGUAAUGCGAAUAGCGUGGAAGAGGUCUGGAACGAGAUCAAGUUGAUAACUAAGGACCAUAGGGUUAAACAGGGUCAAGCGUGGAAAUCAUGGCCUUUGUUGUUAUUCUUCGGUGUUGUCUUGGGGACACCAUGGUUGAUAUGGAGAAUAUUGUCAUCACUAGGGGAUAACAAUGUCAACGAUUGGAUUACAGGUGAAGGGGAACAUGUUUUGGGAGAAGUUUUAUACGAUUUUGUGGCUGAAAGGGAUGAUGAACUUUCUAUUACUGCUGGUGAAUGCUUGAGAAUAGCACCAAAACAAAAACAGCCAAGGAUAAGAGGUUGGUUAUUGGCUACAGUUGAUGGGAACACCAAAGGAAUAGUACCAGCCAAUUAUAUCAAGAUUUUGGGUUUCAACCGGGGUAGUAAAGCCAUGUCAUCUAAUGAUGUUCAAAAGACCACAGACAGCUCACAGACAAAUGAAAUAAACGGAAAUUCAUCAGAGCCUUCAAGAGCUACAGACUUUGAGGAGGUUUACGAUGAAACACUAAUAAACAAUACCGAGCAAGAUUAUAAUGGACUUUAUAAUCAUGCCAAGCAAAGUUUAGUUGAUAUUGCAAAGGAUCCCCUCGACUCUGAUAGUUAGUAUAUUUACAAAGUCAAUGGACUCUUUUUGCUUUCACUCAGUUCCAAUGCUUUGUGUAAUUUUUUUCGUCAAAACUCACCACUUUGCCGACUGCUAGGAUAGAUCUCACAAACAUUUGAAAUGUUGUAAUUUCUAUCAAAAAUGAGGAAAAGUUUUUUUAGGAAUUUUUCAAAUUUCCUCUUAUCAAAGACAAGUUAAUGAAAAUUACAUUAGAUUUCACAGGGCCACACUCAUAUGACUGCCACAAAAGAUUAGAUCUUUUAAAUUACAAUAAAUACCUCUAAGAAAUCAAUUCUCUAUCUCUAUAUAAAUUAAUAUAAUAAAUAGCUUUAUGUAUUGUUUUACCAAAAUUAUGAUUUUGAUUGUCAGCUA
Xenia sp. Carnegie-2017 is the source of this 1677-nucleotide messenger RNA. Its product is annotated as peroxisomal membrane protein PEX13-like. The transcript has 5 exons. Gene Ontology annotation, molecular function: protein binding. The coding region runs from base 46 to 1305 and encodes 419 amino acids. The record is from RefSeq and is a predicted model, not a curated record. Gene Ontology annotation, cellular component: peroxisome; peroxisomal importomer complex; peroxisomal membrane. NCBI's taxonomy places the organism in Eukaryota, Metazoa, Cnidaria, Anthozoa, Malacalcyonacea, Xeniidae. Gene Ontology annotation, biological process: protein import into peroxisome matrix, docking.